Pocillopora meandrina is the source of this 3392-nucleotide messenger RNA. NCBI's taxonomy places the organism in Eukaryota, Metazoa, Cnidaria, Anthozoa, Scleractinia, Pocilloporidae. The record is from the annotation of a GenBank genome assembly.
AUGUCUUCUAAUCGUCGAGCGUCAGUUCCAGCAAUCGGUCUUCGUCGAAGUCCGCGAAGAAGAACGAAAACUCCUUCACUGAAUGAACUUUCAAAGAAGUACAGUAAGUAACACAAAUUUACAUCCUUUAUACAUCGUUUUCGUUUUUGUUACGGGCUCCUAACUAGCGGAGCUUCUCGAAGACGUCUUUGUCGUGGAGGUUUUUGUUUCAUCUUUUCGUUUUCACGCCGCUGUGUGAAUCGUCAUGGCAGCUGUGAUAUUGUUUUCAACAAAAACUACGGGAUGUUGGCUUAUUUUACCGUUGAAUUUUUAAAUUGCCAUUAAAUUUUGUCAUGUUCGUCCACAUUUUCAAAGAUCGGAGUAAAAUUUAGUUAAGUUUUAAUCCUUUGAGUCCGAUCGCGUCUUGGUGUCCUCUGACUGCGUCGGUUACAUGCUUUCACUUAGAAGACAAUCAUCAAACGUCAAGAUAUCACCGCUGUUCUUGUUAAAACUAUUCCGGUUAAAAAUCUUUGGCGUCGUGACGAGAAAAUCACAUUAUGUGAUCGCUAGGUAGUGUUUUGAUUUUAUUGGACGACAGGUUAAUUGAAGCUGGAAGUUAGUGUAUAAAACAGACCAGCUGUUAUAUUUUUGAUUCACGUGCUUCAUUUUCCUGAUGAAUUAUACAUCCUCCUCAGGUUGCUCUUAAGUAUGCUUUCAUUUUAGUUCCUUCUAGAAAGCAUUGUCGAUCACUUCCAUAUUGAUUAUUUUCUAUAAUCCCUACUGUAAUAUAAUUGUUUACAAGAAAGAAAGCUGCACUUGAUUUUUUUUAUGCCUUAAGCCUUCCCCACAGAAUGUUUUGUUUUCCAUCACCCUCCCUCUCUUGAAUAUGGGUUACUAGGUCCAACAAAAAAGGGAGGGAGAGGGGGAAGAAUGGAAAGAUUUUAAUCAAGGAAGCCUUGGUUUGUGAAAAGUAAAAACAGCUGGUUACAGGUGUGUUAUUUUGCCAAUCAUAUUUCCAACCAAAACCCCCAAGAAUUCAUAUCCAGGCAAGAGAAAGUAUAAGUGAAUUCUGUGUGAGAAAAAAAGGGUCAUCUGAAAAAUGAACAUUUACAAAACAUCUCUUAGUGAUGGCCCAAAUGGUUUAUUCCCAAGAGUUGCUCCUGACUAAUAUUAACACAUUUACUCCCAAAUUUUAUUAGUAAUUCUCCAUACUGUCUGCCAUACAAUUAUUAUGAUGUUACUUUGGAGAAUUUGGUAUUGGAUCAACUAAUAAUCCCCUAAUUGAUUUUUUUCUUAAUUCUCAUCUCUUGUCUGCUUGAUAUCAUAUUGGUUUUUUUAGGAGAAAUUCUGUCUUGAUCACUCAUGAGAGUUUGAGGGUUGAGGGUUAGGUGACAAGUACCAUAGUCCACCAACCUAAAAAUCAAACUUGUCAUGGCUGAUUUUGAGUGUAUGCAUUUUGUUUUCUUUUAGUUCAAAUAUGUUCAUGUUUGAUUGAAAUGGUAUUUUCCCUGUCUAGAAAUAAGUCCCAGAGGUAAAAGAAGACUUGAAUUUCAACACGAGAAACACCAAGAACCAUUAAAAGACUGUACAUUCUACUUGGAUCUUGAAAACUAUCGCAAAACAGGCAGCUUAAAAGCUCGCAUAAAAGAGCUUGGAGGGGUAAGAGAAGAUUUUGAAUUCAACAACUUGUAAAAUCCCAGUUAGAGCAACAGCAUUAUAAAUGUGUAAGACAAACAACCAAUCCCUUAUUUUGCUUUCAUAAACAAAAUUUUUACUAAAUCACGUCUAGUUUUAUCUGUAACAGCAUUUAUAUACAUGUAUCAAGGACAUGAAUCUUCAUGUAGGGUGCUGCUGAAAGUGUGUCUGAACUAAAUAUCACAAUAAAAUUUUAGGGUGCAGCUUGUUACUACAGUAUAGAAGUGAGCCUUAUCACAUUUUUACUGAAAAUUGCGUGAAUAGUUGUGAGGCAAGGGGUUGUUAGUACCCUGAUGGUGCCAAGAUGCCUCUCUCUUAAAGACGACUUGAGCCUGCCUUCAUUAUUUGCCAGUCUUUCAUGGUUCUUUUUGAAGAAAACUUCAAUGAAUAGGCUUAAGUUUCAGGCGGCAAACAAAGGUAAUACCAGCAAUGCUUUUGUUAAAUAAGCUAAUGAUUGUUUUCAAUGAAUUUAAAAGGCUGUAGAAGAAUUUUUGAGCAAAGACAUUAGCUGUGUUGUCACCAACAAGAAAGAUGCUGACAGCCGUUGCUCUCCAAGAAGCAACUCAACACCAAGCCCUAGUUUAUCAAUUCCAAGUCCUUUUCCAGGAAACACAAAAAGGUAAAAAAGAAAUGAUACACAUUACUAGUGAAGGCUAAAUAUCCUUCACCCUUAACACCCUAACAUCAGUAUGCAUAUUCUCCAUACUGUUCUCUAUACUAUUUGUAAAGGUGCUGACAACAAGAAUUUGUUUAAUAAUCAAAAGCUUCUUUAGUUGGUGACCAUUUCCUAUGUUCUCAUGACCUUAAUGAGUGAUUCAAGGGUGAAAGUGUUAGGAGAAAUUAGAUGCUAGUCACUGUUAUGGCUCAAAGUGUUAACUUAAGGGUUUUACUCAUUUUGUUUUCACUCAAAAGAAGCUGAUCUUCAAUGUGUGGUUGUCAAUCAGAUAGGGAGAAACUACUACAUUCUCCAUCUGAGUUUUCUAGAUUGACCCAAAGGCCAGGACAAAUUCCACAAAUAGCCUAUUUUUGAUACAGUCAGGCCAAGUUACUGAAUGUUAUCAAUUACAAACAAAUCUCCAACAAAUGACAGUUUUUCAAGCUUGAGUCCAUUAAUGAAUCUUCCAUGAAAUGAAUAAAUCCAUGGUUCAGGAUUUUUAAGUGAAGCUUUCUUUAAAGUAUAUUUAAAAAGUGAGUAAGUAAUGAAUGCCUUUUCCCUUCAUGAUUGCUGUAGCUCAUCAGCAAAAGGUUCUGCCGUUCCAUCUCCAUUAAGUGCAGACUCAUGUGGUACUGAACAAAGUGGUCAGACUUCUGCCAAACAUAAUAUGAGGGGCAAGGCACUUGCAGCACAUGCAGCCAUAACCUAUACGUGUGGAACAAGCAAUGUCAUCGCUAAUGCAAGGAACUGGGGUCUUCAAAUCGUUUCACUAGAAAAGAUGUUAGAGAAAUUGGAGCGAUAUGGUAGCAUUCUAAAGAAACCAACAUCCAAAGCUUUAGUUACUGGUAGAGUAGCCAAGCAAGGCGUCAAACCCAAGGUACGAAAGCUGCACUCUCCAUUCAUCAAAGUAGAAGAUCACAGUCGCGCUUACAAGCCCCUGGUUCAUGAGUUGAAGGACUGGCCAAAGAUUUACUUUGAUGGGGCAUUGGGGAGGGGUCCAUUUGACCCUCCAAAGAGAGACUUGGAGCAUGACUGUAGGGAGCCUGCCAAGACUAAAAGGUAG